GUUCAUACCGCUGACGACUAUUGGACCAUUUCAUUCAGAGAACCCACACCAAUUAUCAGCUGGAAUCCCAUCUACAGCCUGUAAUGACGUCAUCAGUGACUGGUGGCUGGCCAUUGGCUCUUGUCAUUCUGCUUCUGGUGGCCAUGGAUUCUACAGCCACUGGGCGCACGGGGAUGAUACAUGUCGAGGAAUGGGAUGAAUUUUUCCUGGAAAAAAUCCCACCAGAAAUACCAAAAGUGUUGGUGAAAGGGAAAAUUUUGGACCAGAAUCGCUACAAGCCCAUAAGGCAGACUUAUAAAAACGAAGCAAGGUUCAUGACACUCUAUGACGAACGGAAUAAAAUCCCAGUGUUUUCUGCAUAUAAAUACACAGGACACAUAGAAGGGAGAUCCAAUACCAAUUGGAAGCCUGAGCCACAGCUUGAUGCCAAACAACAGGCUACAAUAAAGGACUGGCCUAAGGGUAUUUCACAUGAUAAGGGCCAUUUAUAUCCAUGUUUUCAUGCAGACAGCAAAGAUGAUCAGAAAUCCACAUUCAUGCUGACCAAUUGUGUUCCACAAGUUGCAUCAUUCAAUAGGGGAAGAUGGUGCCAAAUGGAGAAUUAUGUCAAAGUUUUGAUGGAUAAAUACUGUUCAAACCAAAACAAUCACCUUGAGGCAUUUGUUAUUGUUGGAGCAGUUCCCAGUGAUAAAUAUAUGGGAACUGUCAAUAUUCCAAAAACUCUCUGGGCGGCAUUUUGCUGCUAUAGCAAAGAGCGGGGUAGGUGGCUGGCCAGCGCACACUAUGGUGCCAAUGAGGAAGUACCUAAAGAUGACAGGAAAAAGAUGAAGCCCAUAACUUUAGCAGAACUGAAAACUGAUCUUAAUAUUAGGCCGUUUCCAAAUGAGAAUUGCCUUGCACACUCAGUUAUGCCGGAUGAUCCUAUACCUGAAGAGGGAGAAAAUUGUGAUUUCCCUAACAACAGAAAGAAGCAACGCAUCCGCUUCCCUGACAGCGGAUAACCCUAACCCUAAAAAAAUAUAUACAUACAUAAAAACCUAACCCACACCCUAACCCGAACAAUAAGCCUUCACUUUUCAUUCGUAUUUUCAAUAUUGCUUUUAACAUCAGUCAAUCCAAAUAGCUGGAUCAUAGAAUAUAGAUAGUACUUAAUAGUCCAAGAUGAGAACUUUGAGAUCUACUAUGUGCUAGCAAAGUCUUUCCUGCUACCUGAACCUCAACAUGCUAAUUCUGGUGCUAAAAUAAUCUGUGUAUCAACACCCUGUAUGGAUGCCUGCUUUAAAGACAUAUUUACUGGGUGUUAUAAUGGAUAGUACAUCUUUAUAUUUGAUGACAGUACUAAAAAGUC
This is a messenger RNA of Gadus morhua (Atlantic cod), 1348 nucleotides long. RefSeq names its product endonuclease domain-containing 1 protein-like. Bases 84 to 1001 code for a protein of 305 amino acids. NCBI's taxonomy places the organism in Eukaryota, Metazoa, Chordata, Actinopteri, Gadiformes, Gadidae. The transcript is spliced from 3 exons. Gene Ontology annotation, molecular function: nucleic acid binding; hydrolase activity; metal ion binding. The record is from RefSeq and is a predicted model, not a curated record.